This is a messenger RNA of Cajanus cajan (pigeon pea), 2189 nucleotides long. RefSeq names its product calcineurin B subunit-like protein. Gene Ontology annotation, molecular function: lysophosphatidylethanolamine acyltransferase activity; calcium ion binding. The record is from RefSeq and is a predicted model, not a curated record. Lineage: Eukaryota; Viridiplantae; Streptophyta; Magnoliopsida; Fabales; Fabaceae. Gene Ontology annotation, biological process: phospholipid metabolic process.
AAACAAAACAAUGAAUAAAAUGAUGCAGGUGCAGCAGAAGAAGCACUAGCACUAGCACCAGACCCACACAUCCAAAGCAUAUACCAUUGCAUUUCUCUCUCUUUUUCUUUUUCUUCUUCUUCUUCUUCGCUACGUUUCGCUCUGCUUCCACUCUACAGUAUUUGUACGCGUAGCUCUACCACCGCCCAAUGGCGGACGCCGACCUCACCUCGCCGCUCCUCUCCUCCGACCACAUCGUCGUCACCGUCCACUCCUCCGCCUCCGCCGCGCCCUCCGCCAAUCCAUUCCGCGCGCUCGGCUGCGACGACGAGUUGUCCGUGCCGCCGCCCGUGACCGUGGACCCCUUCCGCAACGACACGGCGGCGAUAGAGGGAAUCUACGAGUACGUGAAGACGGUGGUGUGUCUGCCGUUGGCGGUGCUGCGGCUGGUGCUGUUCGGGCUGUGUCUGGCGGUGGGGUACGUGGCGACGAAGGUGGCGCUGGAAGGCUGGAAGGACAAGGAGAAUCCGAUGCCGAAGUGGAGGUGUAGGGUUAUGUGGAUCACGCGCUUGUGCGCAAGAUGCAUUCUCUUCUCCUUUGGCUAUCAGUGGAUAAAACGGAAAGGAAGACCUGCACCAAGGGAAGUUGCUCCAAUAAUUGUAUCCAAUCAUGUAUCUUAUAUUGAACCUAUCUUCUAUUUCUAUGAAUUAUUUGCCACCAUUGUGGCAUCUGAGUCUCAUGACUCCAUACCUUAUGUUGGCACCAUUAUUAGAGCGAUGCAGGUCAUAUAUGUUAACAGGUUCGUACAAUCAUCAAGGAGGCAGGCCAUCAGAGAAAUAAAGAGAAGGGCCUCUUGUGAUAGAUUUCCUCGAGUACUAUUAUUUCCCGAGGGAACCACAACUAAUGGCAGGAACCUUAUCUCCUUCCAACUUGGUGCAUUUAUCCCUGGAUACCCAAUCCAGCCUGUAAUAGUACGCUAUCCACAUGUGCACUUUGACCAAUCCUGGGGUAAUGUUUCUUUGGGAAAGCUUAUGUUCAGGAUGUUUACUCAAUUUCAUAACUUUUUUGAGGUAGAAUAUCUUCCAGUCAUUUCACCCCUGGAUGAUAAGGAAACUGCUGUACAUUUUCGGGAAAGGACUAGUCGUGCUAUUGCAACUGCAAUGAAUGCUGUGCAGACAGGACAUUCUUAUGGGGACAUAAUGCUUCAUAUGAAAGCACAAGAGGCAAAACAGGAGAACCCCUCAAGUUUUAUGGUUGAAAUGACCAAGGUGGAAUCAUUAUUUCAUAUCAGCAGCACGGAAGCUGUGGACUUUUUGGCUAAAUUCUUGGCCAUGCAUCCUGAUCCAAGUGGUCGUGUUCAAUAUCAUGACUUCUUGAGGGUUUUAAGACUUAAGGCUUGCCCGCAAUCUGCAAAGAUAUUUGCGUUCAUUGAUGUGGAGAAAAGUGGGACAAUUACAUUCAGACAGUUCUUGUAUGGAUCUGCCCAUGUCAUGACUCAACCAGGGUUCCAUCAAGCCUGUGAAGAAGCCUUUGCUGGGUGUGGUGGUGCAGUAAAGGCCUUUAUUGUUGAACAAGAGUUUCGAGAUUUCAUUCAACCUUCUAGCCCCAGCUGGAAUGAGGAUGAGGCCCAUAAUCUUUUCAUGUUGUUUGAUGACAAUAACGAUGGAAGAAUUGACAAGGAUGACUUUCUUUCAUGCCUUAGAAGAAAUCCUCUUCUCAUAGCAUUUUUUAUACCCCAACCACAGCAAAAGGGAUUGGAUGUUAAUGAAGUGAUAGAGAUAGUAUGAUGGGUGGAUUUUACAUUUGAUAAAAUACUCUUCCUUUUUAGGAUGUUGUCUUUUGUGGACUACAAAGAAAAAAAUUGGUAGGGAUUCCUGGGGAUUUCAUACAGUAUAGGAUGCAGAGGCCUCUUUUUUUUUUUUUUUUUGUUUUUUCUUAUUCUUUUACCUUGCUCUGAUUAAUUACUCAUUAUUUGGUCAAGAUCUGUGAUAGGUCAGUUUUUCACAGCUAGAUGUCAGUCACCUGGGUGUUGUGAUCACACACUGAUCCAACAUUUGAGUUUUGUUUCAGGUACCAUACUGACAUUUAGGGUCUACGUGGUUCAUGUAAAGAUUCAACCGACAUGUCAUUUUGUAACAAACAUUAUAACUGUAUUUUCAAAGAUGUGAUCAUGAACAAAGUAAUGUAACUGAUCUUGGAUGUUUGAGUCA